GCUCCUCCUCCUCCUCCUCCUCCAAUAGAAGCUAGCUCCUUCCUUCUCAAUUAUGGCGACUUCUGCUUUCAAUUCAACGAUGAAGCGAACGACGUCACUAGCCAAAUCCUCCGAGAGUGGCGACGACUCUUCUUACUCUAAACGGAGGUCUGCUUCUAGAAGACACCGGAGUUUGAGCCGUUUCUCUCACCGCAUGCCGGAUCCAGAGAUCGAAGUGACUCCGAUGAGGAAGGGAAAGUUUGUUAACACCGUGAGAGGUUCUGGAUUCGGUGAAAUUAGUCUUGAUGAUUUAGCUGUUGAGUUUUUUGAAUCGUUUUCCGGUGAGAGUGAGAUUAGUAGCGGAGAAAGAGGACGAUCUGGUUUAAGAAAGUCCAGUGGUGGUAGCGGCGGAGGUGAAGGAGAUGUUGCGAAUUCUCUAAGGAGGGGACGGUCUGUUUCUAGGGUUUGUUCUGGUGGUAACGGUGGUUUACGGAGGUUGGGGGCUGAUACUGAAAGCUCGAGACGGCGGAGGUCGUUGUCUAGACAGCCGGAAAGUAAUAAUCGUGGUGGUUCAGUUAGGGUAGAUCCGGUGAGUAAUAAUUCGAGCCGGCGAAGGUCGGUUUCUAGACAACCGAGGGAGAAGGUUAAGGCAGAGAACGGUGGUGAUGCAAUUGGGGGAGAUUGUGAAAACGCGAAUUCACGGCGGCGACGGUCGCUUUCUGUUGUCCGUCGCCGGAUUGAGAAUUCUGAGAGUGAUGUAGAUCAAGUUCAAUAUUCAAGCAGUUCAAGGGAUGUGAAGAGCUUCAUGAGUGGAAAGAGUCAAAAUAGUGGUUCUCAGAAAUCUGCCGCUUCAGAUAAUAGACAAGGUCUUAGGAGGUCUUUUAGCCAAAAUCCAGUCAAAUACCAUGAUGGCUACUCUAGCCAGUCUUCUGCAGUCACAGAUGAUGAAGGAAAGGAUUCCAGCUUGAGCAAGCAUGGAACUGAGAGGAUAAUUCGAACAGUAUAUGCCCAAAAUAAGGCAACACCAAAGAAGAGAGAAUCUUUGGGGAACUCUGAUUAUGGUUCCCAGCGGAAAUCCCAUGAUGAUCACUGUGCUGUCUCCACAUUUACGAAAGGUUAUGCAACAAAAUUGCAGGAGUCUGAGGAGCGCAAGCGAGAUUUGCUGGCUGAGAUUAUGUUGGAGGAGGAGCGUGGUAGAGAGCUCUCUAUGAACUUGAAAGAGUUACUAACUGAAAAUAGUUCUGAAGCUGACGAGAAGCCGUUGCGGACGCGAAAGAGGAGCAAGGACCGGAGCAGCAGGAUGUCCAUGUGUUUGACAGAUGAAGCAGAGCAAUUCAUUGACGAAUUCAUUUCAAACAUAGAAGACACAGACUUUUCAUCACUGGAGGAUGAGAGGAGCGAAAGUAGUUCAAGUUUUGGGAUGAUAAAAACACAAAGCUCUCAAGGCACCACUGCUCUGAAGAGUAUUCCUGUUGAAAUGGACGGUGUUAUGCUUCCUUGGUUGCAAUGGGAUACUCCAGACGACACUUCUGCUGCUGCAUUGGCAUGCCUUAACAAGUCGCCAAACACCCCAAAUACAAAAUCUCUUGUCUGGGAGUCGGAUACAACUCAGGAUGCAUCGAGUGGGCCAGGGACAAGCAUCGGUACCAUGAGUAGCAGAGGAAGCUGGAGCCCUUAUGAGUCAGUCACAAAACCUGUGAAGCCCAUAAAAACACUAAAGAUAGAUGUAGCCGAGUAUCUGAAGCGACCUAACAGCUCCGAUAUUCUGAAUGAGACGUGGAAGCUAAGGCACAGAAUCAGUUCGGGAAGUCUUGUGCUAUGUAGCCGCUCAUUGAUCUAAGACUUCGUAACCGCAAGCAGUUGUAGGUCUGUGUUUUCGUAAUCGUCCUUUGGACCACAAAGAGUCAAAGACAUGUCCCUGUACAGAUUAAUUGUGGUCUCUUUGUUUAGGUCUGAGUCGUCUGACUAGUUGUUAAGCGUUAAGUUAACGCCAACUAUGCACAGAUUUAUUACAAUAUUUUGAAUGCCAAUGUCUAUGAAAUCGAGACCUAAGAAAUAUGGUUUUAUUAU
Molecule: messenger RNA, 2049 nt
Organism: Arabidopsis arenosa
Lineage: Eukaryota; Viridiplantae; Streptophyta; Magnoliopsida; Brassicales; Brassicaceae
Source: the annotation of a GenBank genome assembly